This is a messenger RNA of Branchiostoma floridae (Florida lancelet), 2751 nucleotides long. Its product is annotated as CMP-N-acetylneuraminate-poly-alpha-2,8-sialyltransferase-like. Bases 21 to 1349 code for a protein of 442 amino acids. The transcript is spliced from 5 exons. Lineage: Eukaryota; Metazoa; Chordata; Leptocardii; Amphioxiformes; Branchiostomatidae. Gene Ontology annotation, biological process: N-glycan processing; oligosaccharide metabolic process. Gene Ontology annotation, molecular function: alpha-N-acetylneuraminate alpha-2,8-sialyltransferase activity. The record is from RefSeq and is a predicted model, not a curated record.
GUCACGUAGACAGAGGAGACAUGACUGAACAGUGGUCUGUGUUUAGGGGACAUUUCUUCAUGUGCUUAAAGAGGUGUAACAUACCAAGAAUAUUCAUGGCAGGGAUGGUAAAUCUAUCUGUAUGGACCCUGGGUAUGCUGUGUAUAAGUUGGCACCAGCGGUCCACGUAUGCAGAAGCACGAGUUCACAGGAAGAUGGCAACAAGUGACUUCCGUCAGACAUCUCAAGGCGUCGAGAUGCAGACAGCCGAAAGCCUCAUCAAAGAUUUCAUGUCAACAACAACCAUGGGAAGUACCGAAGCCGAUGGCACGAAUAAAGCUUCUGUACAAAAGAACACAGCAGAACUAUUAGGACAUGGGAUUACUGGUUCCAAGAAGGAAACUAAAAAGGUGUCACCGAAGCCGAAAGUAAGAGUAUUGAAGCGCAAGAAAACUGCAACGCCAGGUGCAGGUACGAAUGAAGCAAGGACAAAGCGGAGUUGCUCCAGGCGAGAUGGAUCGGAGCAGCGUUGGUGUUUUAACAGUACAGAGGUGCAGAAUAUGAGACAACAUAUACUCAAGUUUUACAACCCGGAAACAAACCUGACUCUAACGCAGUCCAGUGUAAGGAUUGGGCAACGUUUGACAUAUGAAAUUCAAUUAUCUAAGAAGGUCACGGCCACCAAAGAUUUACUGAAGCUCCUCCCAGAAGAAUCACCUCUGAAGGACCGCCAUUUCAACACAUGUGCAAUCGUGGGCAACUCUGGGAUUCUACUGAACAGUUCCUGUGGGCAAGAAAUCGACUCCAUGGACUUCGUCAUUCGGUGUAACCUGCCUCAAAUCGAAGGUUAUGAGAAAGAUGUCGGCUCCAAGGCGAACCUGACCACCAUGAACCCCUCCGUGAUCCCGCACGACUUCGGGAAGGACUACCGUCGGUUGUCGCGGCGUCUGAAACAAGUCGGCGACCAGAUCUUGUACGUGCCGGGUUUGACGUCACCGUCAGGAGAGAUGCACGUGAGGAUCAUCACACAGAUCGUUCUGCAGCACAAACUGGCGGCCAAGAUUACCUUUCCACCGGCGGGAAUGAACACUCUCAUGAAAUCCAUUUGGUCAAACGCUGGUUUUGAGACCCUCCGUCCGUCCACGGGAGCUCACAUGUACACCCUGGCUGCCACCAUCUGCGACCAGAUCCACAUGUACGGCUUCUAUCCGUUCAGCGAGGACACACGUGGCAGGGCGCUGGGCUACCAUUACUACGACACCAAGGAGAUGAUCAGCAACAGGACUCAUAACAUGCCGGAAGAAUUCAGGGCAUUUCAGCAGCUCCAUAUGCGGGGUGCAUUGGUACUGCACACAGAACCAUGCCAAUGAUUUUCUAGGAAUAAAAGAGAUUUCAUUUGAUAUUUUUCGAUUAGGCCACAACGACUUAAUUUUAUGGAUGACAUCCUCUGGAGACCCCAAAACUACUGCGAGAGGGCGAAAACAAUAAAAAUCCAGCAAAGAAAAAAAAUGAUGCUAAACCACAGGACUAUAAAGCUGGCAUUAUGAACAGAACACGGUUUAUCAAAAGAAACAAGUCUUUAUUUGCAGGAGGCACAUGUAGGUUGUAUUGUUCACGCCCUCAAUAAUAACGCCCUCCUUUGAUGCUGACGCAUUUUGUUUUCAUCACGUGUUUUCAUCAUAUCUUACUAUACAAGUAGAGGUUAGGCUCCGGCUGUUUUUACAUUUUUAGGCGUUUUUUUUCGGGUCCUCUAUUUUUUGCUGUUCUCUUGUCGGCUGUGAGACAUCAAGAAAACAUUAUAAAAUAGAAAGUCCGAUAAAAACAAAACAAAAAAAGGUUUGAAAAAUACCCGGAGCUUGGAUAGCAGUCAUAUCAUGGUCAUAUUGCCAGAUUUCGAAUUCGUGGCAAAGCAAGACGCAUGUGCAGAAGUACCGAUUACUACAAAAUUAGCACGUUUGGGGAAGCUUUACGACAAACAGACAUAUGCUGGCCCUUUGGGUCGGCAAUUUCCGGGCUUGCGUGGAGCCUUGGAGGAGGUGAUUUUUUUUUUUAGAACAGGCGAAAACUAAUGCGCGCGCGGAUGUCAUCCAUAAAAUUAAGUCAGUGUGGCCUUAUCAGGCAUCACAUGAAUGUACUAUAAUGCAGGGAAAUCUGGCAUGUCAAAUGUCGAGUUCCCUUGCCCAAUGUAGCUAAUGCACGAAUUUCCUUUAAGUCACCAACACUAACACCAGUAGCUUCGUUAAACAAAGUAACAAAGUAAGGGCACAAAUGCCCAACAAAGUAAGGGCACAAAUGCACUGUCCAGCAAAAUCCUUAUAUUGAUGAGAAACAAUGUUUUUAGUCUGAUAUAAGGCUCUCGGGAAAAAAUGGCCGAUGGCAAUGAUUUAAGGUUAAGUAUUAAACCAGCCAUGACUGCAGAAGACCCCAAGUAGAAUACGGGUUAGGUUCAAAUUACGGAAAAUCGAACAUGUCGAACAAAGUUCGAAUUCGGCUGGACAUGGGACGUUUUGAGCCCGUCUUUGGCAACUAUGCUUGAACAGCGAUCUGUUCUGAGGAAGCCUUUCCUCAUACCUUCAAAGAAGAGCUGGAAUGCACCAAGAAUGUUCAGAGCAGGAAUGGUGCUUCUAUUUGUGUUGAAUUUACUCAUGUUGUACGUGAAUUGGCGCCAGCAGUCCAUGUUUGCAGAACUACGAUUUCACCUGAAAAAGUUUGCCAGUGACUCCCAUGACACGACAUUACGGUGGGUAUUACAGUAUCUUACGGUGCCGUCCA